Molecule: messenger RNA, 1271 nt
Organism: Drosophila novamexicana
Lineage: Eukaryota; Metazoa; Arthropoda; Insecta; Diptera; Drosophilidae
Gene: Urod
Product: uroporphyrinogen decarboxylase
Exons: 3
Coding region: 105-1175 (356 amino acids)
Biological process (GO): heme biosynthetic process
Cellular component (GO): cytosol
Molecular function (GO): uroporphyrinogen decarboxylase activity
Source: RefSeq, a predicted model, not a curated record
AUGCUCGCCGAAUUUAUAAAAUAAUUUAUCAAAAUUUGCUGUGUUGUUGAAUAAGAAUAGAGCCGUUCUCGCAAAAUUACAAAUAUAAAGAUAUUUAUUUAAGAAUGAAAGACAAUAGGCCCUUCCCGCCCCUUAAGAAUGACAAUUUGCUACGUGCCGCACGUGGAGAAGUUGUGGAUCGGGUGCCCGUCUGGGUGAUGCGUCAAGCUGGACGCUACUUACCCGAGUUCCAGGAGCUGCGCAAGCAACACGACUUUUUUACUGUUUGUCGUACACCGGAGCUGGCUUGCGAGGUGACCAUGCAGCCAUUGCGACGUUUCGAUUUGGACGCUUCCAUAAUAUUCUCGGACAUAUUGGUUAUACCCCAAGCCCUUGGCUUGACGGUAGAGAUGCACGCCGGCGUGGGCCCCGUGCUACCACAGCCCAUCUGCACACCCGAGGACUUGAAGCGUUUGACACCAGACGGCGCUCUGUCGCGGUUAACGUACGUGGGCGAUGCUAUAACCAUGAUGCGCCACAAAUUGGAUGGCCGCGUGCCCUUGAUUGGCUUCACCGGCGCACCCUGGACACUCAUGGGCUACAUGAUUGAAGGUGGCGGUAGUAAGACCAUGUCCAAGGCGAAGGCCUGGCUGACCAACUAUCCGGAGGACACGAAACUGUUUUUAAAUCUGCUUACGGAUGUUAUUGUGGAUUAUCUGGAGAUGCAGGUCAUAGCAGGCGCCCAAAUGCUGCAGGUCUUUGAGUCAUCUGCCGAGCACCUAAGCAAGGAGGAGUUUUUGCUUUGGUCGGCACCCUAUCUGCGUCGCAUACGCGACGAUCUUGUAGAUCGCCUCACCAAGAAAGUAAUACCAGUGGUGCCCCUUAUUAUAUUUGCCAAGGGCGCUGGACAUUCACUUAAGGAGCAAAGCGAGCUGGGCUACGAUGUUAUUGGGCUAGACUGGACUGUGGAUCCGGUGGAGGCGCGUGCAGUGGUCGGUCCAAAUAUAACACUACAGGGCAAUCUCGAUCCACAAAGCAUGUACUGUGAACCGAGUGAAUUGCGCUCGCUCGCCACUGAAAUGGUGCACAAAUUUGGCAAAUCACGCUACAUUGCAAAUUUGGGACACGGCAUAACGCCUCAGACGCCCAUCACAAGCAUGGAAGUGCUCGUUGAGGCGGUACAUAAUGCGUUAUAGAUUGCAAUUAUAAUUGAUUGAAUUUUUUCAAUAUUGUAUUUACAUAAUAAUAAAGACAAUUUGGCCUUGGGUUAGGGUAAUAAAUGUAAAAAGGAA